AGAGCGACCGUCACAAGGGCUUCACUAACCAGAACCGUCUCAACAUUGAUUACAGCACAUAGGCGUUAAAGGGCUGCAUCGGCAAAAUCACACUAAAUCAGGUGGAAAGAGCAAUACCACUUCUUUAAUACAGAAUCAUUUUAACAAAGGUCCUCCAUCAAUGGCGUCUGUUCAGUUCCGCCAAGCCCUUCUCAUGCUCAAACUAGGGAUGGAGGACAGUCCCCCAUCUGACGUCGGAGAGGACAUGACGUGUCCAAGAUGUCUGCCGUCGUCUCAGCUCGACUACAGCUUGUUCCGCAGAUGUUCCCUGGAGGUGCCAGACAUGUGCUUGUGUAAAGACAGUCGACGUCAAUCAGUUCACUGGGCAGAUGAAAGUCACCCGAGUCUGGAGACACCGAGAUCUCAGACAUCGAAAACAACUAAAGCCAAGAGGAACAAGCCAAGGUCCAUUCUCAAGACAAAGGACAGCGAAGAGAACUCAUGAUGAGCCGAAUGACGUCAGCUGAUACGACGAAGAGCAGAUAUGUCCAGGUAUCCCAGUUGGACAGUUGCUUGAUUGCAAUACCUGAAUUGGUACGUUCUUGGUGCAAUACCCGUAACGACACGUGUCCAGUGACACCUGACGCUAGAUCUAGACAUCCAACAGUCGACAAUUCUCCCAUCGGAAUGGACAAAUGCUGACAAUCACCUCUCGAUGGCGAAAUGAUGAAAUAGUGUAAGCGGCGAUAAGUUUCUUUUUAUAUUAUUACCAACUCUGACGUCAUGAAGCAUUCAUAAUAAGACGAGUUGUCUUGCGUUGUUCUCUCUGUUCACGUCCUUGGUUUGUACGUUCUAUUCACUAUGUUAUACAUUUAUACUUUGAAAAUAAAACAUUUUGUCAGAA
This is a messenger RNA of Haliotis rufescens (red abalone), 883 nucleotides long. RefSeq lists its product as uncharacterized. The record is from RefSeq and is a predicted model, not a curated record. Lineage: Eukaryota; Metazoa; Mollusca; Gastropoda; Lepetellida; Haliotidae. The transcript is spliced from 2 exons. The coding region runs from base 161 to 484 and encodes 107 amino acids.